UUUUCCAGCGAUGGAGUCUGUAGCAGAGUAUCUUAGUAUCAGCCUACAACAGAGUUUGGCUUGAACGGGCUGGUUCGAGUAACUGUCAUGCUGAAUUUCUUUCAUUUUAGCGUUUCAAUUAAAGUCGUAUUUUCUGUUGUUUUACCGUAAAACACCGUGGAGGAGCGGCAGUGGGCUGGUUAGCAACUGUAGCACGCGCAGUGUAACCACGGAAACACAACCCGCCGCCAUGGCUCCGGUAACGUUUAAAUCACAAACCUGCCACACUUUGUGAAAAUGGAUGAAGACCAAGCAAUGACUAAAACGCGACCUAAUUCAUCAGAGUCUCCGACCGAAUCCCCAGAAAGCCUGGGAAGCGCCCACAGAGCUGUGGACGCGUCUCCCGACUGUGGUUCAGACGUCCAGAGCCCUUCACGGACUCGGUGCGCUCGGAAGGAGUUUAUCAUGAUGCCUCCGGAAGAAAAGCUCAAACACUUUGACAGCCGGGCUCAGGCCAGUGAGAACAACCAGGAGUUUGAUGCUUGCAUCCAGGACCUGGUGCGUUGUGUGGCUCUGACAAGGCUAGUAUACGGGGAGGGACACCUGAAAGUAGCCCAGGCCCACGCCAGGCUGGCUAAAGCAUAUUUCCAUUUCAAAGGCUGGGCACUGCAGGCACAGGAACACUCAAGUCUGGCCAGAGAGCUGCUGCCUUUCUGCUCCUCCGUCACCUCCUGCAGACCUGAAAAGUCUGAGGUUCUCACAUGUCUCCUGAGCAUAAACCUCACACAAGGAGGUGCUUCACUACUUACAGACAACUUGGAGGAGGCAGAAUCCUCUUUCCUGGAGGCAGAACAUAUCCUUGAGCAGCUUCAUCAACACACCGUUAUCAGCCAGGAAGAGAAGAUAAAGACUCAGUUGGAAAUCUCCACUGGUCUAUGCAGGGUCUAUAAGAGACAGAGCAGACCAGAGGCGGCCUUGAGCCAGUGUGAGAAGUCUCUGCAAUUGCUAAAGGAUUGUUGUAAGCCAGAAGAGACUUGCUCUGUCUAUAAGGACAUGGCAGCCAUCGAACAGGACAGAGGUCAUUUGGACCGAGCCAUAGAGCUUCUUUCCAAGGCUCAUUCCAUUGCUAUGAGUCACAGCCCAGAGGAGCUCGAGGGGGCUCAGAUCUCCCACAGCCUGGCCCUCAUCCUUUCUGCUGCAGCAGAGCCCCAUCACAAUGACGCUGCAGGUCAUUACUUUGAGCAGAGUCUAAGCACAUACAAGAAUUGUGUCGGUCCACAGGAUCCAGCCUUUCUUGCUGUCCAGGACGACUUCUGUCGCUUUCUCCUAAUGAAUGGAGAGCAAGAGAAGUGUGUGGGGAUCCAGAGAGCCUCUCUUGAUUCUAAAAGAUCUGCAUUUGGUGAGUUGAGUGCUGAAGUAGCAGACACCCUUCAGCUCAUUGGAAGUGUGGAGAUGACUGAAGGCAAGAUGAACCAGGCUCACAGGACAAUGACAAAGUGCCUGAAGAUCCAGAGUUUGUUGUGUGGUCCUCAGCACAAGAAGACGAGAGCCAUGCAGAAAGCUGUGGACAUGCUUGCUCGGACACCAGAAGUGGCUGAGAGACUGCAGAGGCAAGAUGUGCCAAGAACUACUGAUAGACUGUUUUUUGUGAAACGUAUCCAUCAUGAUUAUGCAGAUAACUGCCACUGCCUAAAAUCAGUUUGAAUUGCUCAUUAUGUCAACUAUGCUGACUUUUUUUUUUGUCAUUUUGUACAUCAUGUAAAAUAAGAUAGCCUUAAAGAAAUACUCACACAAAACAUGCCCACAAUAUGUUUUAAUGAUGUUAAGAUAUUAAUUCAUUUUAGUAGGGGCUGGAACCAGUGUCAACCAAAGCAAACUGUCAUUUGUUCAAUACAAAUCAUAAUGUCAAUAAAAACAUUGAUGUUG
Stegastes partitus (bicolor damselfish) is the source of this 1905-nucleotide messenger RNA. It is a transcript of the gene ttc23, whose product is annotated as tetratricopeptide repeat domain 23. The coding region runs from base 277 to 1683 and encodes 468 amino acids. Gene Ontology annotation, molecular function: protein binding. The record is from RefSeq and is a predicted model, not a curated record. The transcript is spliced from 12 exons. Lineage: Eukaryota; Metazoa; Chordata; Actinopteri; Pomacentridae.